CCCCUGCUAAAAUCAAGUUAUCCUUCGAAAUACUGGGAACAGACAAACACAAACUGAACAUUCUGCAGCCAGUAGCUAAAUAGUUUCCCUUCAAAGGACAAAACCAAAAAGAAUCUCUAUGAUUCUGAUUCUUUAGAGGGAGAGAGAGAAUCUCCGAGAAAUGCGGUCUAUACCGUUGGGGAUUGCAGUGUCCCCAACCUCCAGAAACGACAAUCUUAUUUUAAAUUUCAAGAAACAGCAACAGCAGCACCAAUCCUUCUUUAACUCUUCUUCUUCUUCUUCUUCUUACAAGGUUUCUCACGAUCCCUCUCUCUCUCCUCUAUCCAAAUCAGGAGUAUGCAGGGCGAGUCAAGUGGUUGAAUUAUUCUCUACCGUGUCUCAGGAAAUUGUUGUAAGGGAGGCAAGGCUAGAGGAUUGUUGGGAAGUGGCAGAGACUCAUUGCAGCUCCUUCUUCCCUGAAUACUCCUUUACUUUAGAUUUUGUGUUGAGGAUUGACAGGUUAGUGGCAAUGUUAUCAGGAUUCUCUAUGCCACCAAAUGGUUGCAAGAGAACUUGUCUGGUUGCUGUCAUUGGUAGCUCAGGUGAUGGAACUUUCUGCUUUGGAAGUGAAGAUUUCAAAAUUGGAGGUUUUGAUGGGAAAUUCAGUCUCAGUAGAGAACAUGUUACUGGGAUAUUGACUGUGGAUACAGUGGCUGAUUUUCUUCCGAGAAAAGGCCCACUUUGGCAGAGAAGGUCAGUCUAAUAUUUGCUUCUGGGACUAUCAAGCGUUCAUGACUGCCUAAACAUUGUGUUGCAUUGAGCUUUCGAUUUUUCAGCUAACCAGCAAGCAAGCGUAGUAUGUACAUGUUAUUAAUAGUGGCGCCACAGCUGAAGUAAAUAUCAGAUAACUGGUUUUUC
Molecule: messenger RNA, 897 nt
Organism: Hevea brasiliensis (rubber tree)
Lineage: Eukaryota; Viridiplantae; Streptophyta; Magnoliopsida; Malpighiales; Euphorbiaceae
Product: GCN5-related N-acetyltransferase 4, chloroplastic
Exons: 2
Coding region: 161-742 (193 amino acids)
Biological process (GO): N-terminal protein amino acid acetylation
Cellular component (GO): chloroplast
Molecular function (GO): N-acetyltransferase activity
Source: RefSeq, a predicted model, not a curated record